Conger conger (European conger) is the source of this 4758-nucleotide messenger RNA. RefSeq names its product sema domain, immunoglobulin domain (Ig), short basic domain, secreted, (semaphorin) 3H (gene sema3h). Gene Ontology annotation, biological process: negative chemotaxis; positive regulation of neuron migration; semaphorin-plexin signaling pathway. The record is from RefSeq and is a predicted model, not a curated record. Gene Ontology annotation, molecular function: chemorepellent activity; neuropilin binding; semaphorin receptor binding. The transcript is spliced from 17 exons. The coding region runs from base 303 to 2552 and encodes 749 amino acids. Lineage: Eukaryota; Metazoa; Chordata; Actinopteri; Anguilliformes; Congridae.
UCGCUGCCAGGGAGAGAGAGGGAGAGAGAGAGAAAGAGAGAGAGAGAGGGAGAGAGGGAUCCGAGGCUGGAGAAUAACGCUCAGAAAAGAAAAUAAAUGGAAGAGAGAUCAAAAGAGGCAGAGUGAGGAGCCCGCAGCUCAGAAUAGGAAAGACAAGGGAAGAGAAAUAUCAAAAUACAAGAACAGCUGCAGUGUGUGUCAUCCACUGUGGAGGAGAACUGUGCAAACAGGCUGAUUGUGUGUGAGUGAGGCUACUGUGCUCUGGGGCGAAGGAUAUCGCAGUGUUCAGGAUUUUGGGGCGCAUGUGUUCAGUCAUGUUGUCAUUGGGACCUUUGCUCCUCUUGGCCCAUUUGGGGUGCGUUCUGACAGGAGCCUGGAGAGCCUUCCAACCACGCCUGCAAUUCUCCCACAAUGAACUGGUGCAGAAUGGCCGCCUGCUGUCCCUGCCCAUGGCUGCUGGGGAUAUGCAUACUCUGGUCGCAGACGAAGACACUCGGCGUCUCUAUGGUGCCAUGAAGGACCAGCUGCUGGUGACCAGCUUGGAUGACAUCACGCAUGCCCCACGCCAGCUCUUCUGGCCCGCUAGCCCAGACCGGAUCCAAGAGUGCUUGAUGGCUGGCAAAGAUCCUGAAUGUGAGUGUGCUAACUUCCUGCGGGUGCUGGAAAUCUAUAACCAUACCCACCUGUAUAUCUGUGGGACAGGGGCCUUCAACCCUCGCUGUGCAUUCAUCCCUACCACAAUCUUCCAGAAGGGUGAAAGGCAGGUCUUGCUGCCAGAACAGACAGAGUGUGGGAAGGGAAAGUGUCCAUAUGAUCCCCACCAGAAGACGGCUACAGCUGUUAUCGAUGGAGAACUGUAUGCUGGGAUUUCUUCUGAUUUCCUGAGUCGCGAUUCGGCUGUUUUCCGUAGCCUGGGUCCCCGCCAUGUCAUCCGCACUGAGCAGUACGACACCACCUGGCUGCAGGAUGCCCAGUUCAUAAAGGUGGCCUCAGUGGCAGAGAGUGACAACCCGGAGGAUGAUAAGGUGUACGUAUUCUUCACUGAGCAUGCUCAGGAAGCAGAAGGGACAGCUGGGAAAGUCAUAUACUCCAGAGUUGCACGCGUCUGCAAGAAUGAUAUUGGAGGACAGCGGAGUCUGGUGAAUAAGUGGAGCACCUUCCUGAAGGCCCGCAUGGUGUGCUCCAUUCCUGGGGCUGACGGCGUUCACACUCACUUUGACCAGCUGCAGGACGUCUUCAUCCUGCAUGGGAAGGACAAGACCAGUCCUCUAAUCUACGGCCUCUUCACAACAUCAAGUGAUGUGUUGAAUGGGUCAGCGGUGUGCGUGUAUCGGAUGCAGGAUGUGGCCAGGGUCUUCAAGGGCCACUUUGCACACAAGGAGGGUCCACAGUACAAGUGGGCAGAGUUUACGGGCAGAGUGCCCUUCCCCCGACCUGGCACAUGUCCAAGUCGCACAUAUGGCAACUACCGUUCCACCCGUGAGUAUCCUGAUGAUGUCAUCUUCUUCAGCCGAACCCAUCCUCUUAUGAUGGAGGCAGUUUACCCUAUUGGAGAGCGCCCUCUGCUGGUGCGGGUGGGUGUACAGUACAAGUUCUCUCGGCUGCUGGUUGACCGGGUUGAGGCUGUGGAUGGCCAGUAUGACGUCAUGUUCAUUGGCACAGACUCAGGACUGGUGCUGAAGUCGAUCCACCUCCCCAGGCAGACGGGGGACAGCAGUGAGGUGACUCUGGAGCAGCUCCAGGUGUUUCAGGGCAGGUCUGCCAUCACUGCAAUGACUCUUUCAAAGAAAAGGUGGCUGUUUGUGGGCUCGAAGGAGGGUGUGGCCCAGUUGGCUCUAUUCCAGUGUGAGCUGUAUGGCCAGGCCUGUGCGGAGUGCUGCCUCGCCCGAGACCCCUACUGCACCUGGGAUGGCCAUGCCUGCAGCCCCUUCAUUCCCAUUGCACGCAGGAGGAAUGCACGUCAAGCUGGUGAUGCUGCAGACCCACUGACCCAGUGUGUCAAACAUGGAGCUGGCUUGCAGGUGGAGGCAGAGGAGAAGGUGAUGGUGGUUGCAGAGGGAAACAGCACAUAUCUAGAGUGCCUGCCCAAGUCUAAACAUGCAGCUAUUACUUGGUUCAGAGAAGAGAGGGGAGAUCACAGACUGCACCAGGUGAAAUCAGGAGAGCAGCUGGUGGUGAUUGACAGGGGGAUUGUGAUUCGGUGGGCGGAGCCCGGGCACUCGGGGGUGUACCACUGCCAGCUGGAGGAGCACGGGUUCAGCUGGACGGCCGUGCGGGUGCAGCUGAGUGUGCUGGGCCCCAGCUCCAGGAGUCCUUGGUCCCUGACCAAUCAGCAGCGCUGCGAGCCGCAGGGCCGCCGCCGAGACCGGAACAAGAAUCGCAAGAGAGGAGACGGAGCUGAGAACGACAGCCAGAGGCACGCUGGGCCAGGGGGAGGUGUCAGAGAAGGGGGAGGAGGAGGAGGAGGAGGAAAAAUGGGUCGAGGAGGAGGAGGGAGGAAAAGCAGAAGCAAGCCACAGCCCCUGGCCCAGAGGUCCCCACGAAGCGUCUAGAUAAACAGACAAACACACACACUUAAACAUACUUAAUCACACUCAUGUAAACGGAUGUCCGAAGACAUUUGAUUUAACUGGCUGAUGUACUGCGCAUCUGCAUGCAUGUGUGUGGGACUACAGUGUGUGUGAAGAACUGGGGGAUUUAUCUCAGUAUCUGCAAAAGUGUCUGGAUGACGUGGGGUGUCAGGAGGACUGUAGAUUUUGAAAGUAAAUUCCCAAAUAUUCCUUGAUAGUUUUCUUUAAAGGAUUUAUCUUAAAAUAAGAAUAUAUGAGGCUAAUUUCUCAACCGUUGGAUAAGAAAUAUACAGUAUGAACACAUAUCUCCUCUUGUGACUGCCAUUUUGUUAACAAUAUUUUUCUUAUUUUAAGGUCAUUGUAUAUAAUUUCAGGGGGACCACCACAGUGGUUUCUCAGACCUCAUUAAUACAGAAAGAAAAAAAAACUAUCAAUAAAAAGACAUAGUUAGAAUGGCCAUUAUAUUGUACAAUUAUGUAAAUUGUACUGAUGCUUCACUUGAGUUUGUUUUGAUACACAGUGAACAACAAAUACAUAGAAUGUUCAUGACACUCCAGCCACAAAACAGGGGCCUUUAGGAAUUUAAGAGCAAUUUACAAAUGUAUGCAUAUUACCAGGUAAUACUCCACAAGCCAAUCCCAUACAAUAUAGAAUUUUUGCUGUUUAGUUGGUUUUGUGGGGGGUUGAUUUUUAAUUUAUGUGAAACUGAAAAUUCUUCUGGUCCUUGUAUGUAUAAAACUGCUGGGUCUGAGUGAAGAUGAGCACUAGUUCAUUUAUUUGUAUGGCCGACUAUCUGUCCACAAAUGUGUGACUGCCAUGAAUUUUAAGCUUGUUGCAAGAAAGAAAAUAAAUGUGUACCUAGUGAUGUUUGCAGGGAAACUAUUUGAACAAUGCAAAUGAGUAACUGCAAUUAAAUAUAGUGUUUACAGUUUUAAACUUUUGAGUAACACAACUAGUUCAGUGAGUUCAAAUGAAUACAAUUACAUUUAAUACAUUUAUUUCAUUUUAAUGCCUCAAUUUGGCACAAGAAUAUUAGUUUUCUUGUCCUUUUGUCCAAAUUGUGAUCUGGUGACCUCUGGCCCAAAAAUAGUAUUGACAAAGUGAAAAAAUAUGUGCAAAUAAAUAGAUGCUAAUUAUAUCCAAUCAAAUCUUGACAGGCAUUUUAUUGAACACAAGUUCCUGUGUUCAUGCUGAAUGGGAGGCACUAUCAUAAUGAGGAAUAGUUGUACAUUCUUAUUUUAACACAAACAUCUUAAAAUUAAACUAAUCGGUUUGUCAGAGAUAUAGUGUGUCAUGUUUGGGUAAACGGUAUAUUGUAGGUUUAGGCAACAGGAAGGCUCUGAAUUUAUGGGAUGGAUAAGGUAUUGGGUUUGCUAGCUAACAAUGUAUGGGGACUAAUGGUCUUUGUACAGCUGAUUUGAUGUGUUUGACUUGAUGUGUGUUUCUGCAUGUACGUUUGUGUUUGUAUGUCAGAAAAAAAUGUGUAUAUAUUUAUUCAUCAGCUCACACAAAUUUUAUUUCUACUUUCUUUGGAGACAAUCGAUCCAAGUUUUUAUUUCAGUAGAUUUAUGUUACAUUAAAAAUAUUAUUUCAAAGUGUACAGACUGCAUCCCCAUGCACCUAAAUAUACAACAAAUCUCUCUUUAUACUCAGUACUCAGUAUCCACAGUUUUCUCUUCGCAUUAAACUGUAUUUGUCAAGCUCAGCACUUCUAAUAGCUGGUAUUUGUGUGUGUGUGUAAAAAAGUGGAAAUGAAGGAGAAAAACAAAAACACAAGGUUAGAUUGGAAACACAAGAAAUUCAAUAAAAAUUAUGUCCUUUGGUGAUAUAAAAAAUAAUAAUUAAAAAGCAUAUUUUUAUUGUUUUAUAAAUAUGUCUGUGGGAUUCUGAAGAAAGCACUACAAAGUUACACAUGGUGAGAUGUUCUGAGUAAAGUCACACGACAUGUACAAAGCGAUACAUGUUGCCUCCCUGACCCUGACCACAAGUGGACAGCCAUCUUUGAGAGGAUGAAAUGAAUAGUCAUUCUCAGUUCAUAUUUAUAUAUGUUUUUAAAUGAUCUACAGAAGUGGAUGCAUCAGUCAUGUAUUCUUAUGUUGUCUUCUGUAUUUAAUUUUAUAUGACACAUUGUACUUUGAAAUGUUGUUUGAAACUUUGUUUUAUAAAGUGCUUUUGCAAAGAACAUAAA